Molecule: messenger RNA, 4215 nt
Organism: Symbiodinium natans
Lineage: Eukaryota; Dinophyceae; Suessiales; Symbiodiniaceae
Source: the annotation of a GenBank genome assembly
AUGGAUUCCUUUACACGUCAGCGAAGGGGCUCUGGAGGAAGGGAUAUCGAGGUCCCUGCUGGAGCUUCUGAGCCAGAUUAUCAGGCAGCCUUGGGCCAAGAGGACAGCGAGCAACAGCCUGCACCUGUACGUCUAGGAGAAAUGUCUCCGGGCAUGUUGGAGCAGGGCGGGGUUCCGGCAGAGCCGGAGACGCCUGCCAACUUGUUUGUGGCAAGUCCUUUUCAUUCUGAGAAGGUGAAAUCAGAAGUGGAGCUUCUCAGAUCGAGACCGGCGACGUUGGAUGAUGACGGAAGGCGUGCUGGAAUCGAUUACGAUGAGGCAGCUCUUGGAGAUUCGAGCUUUUUGAGUGGCGGCAGGGAACCGGACUAUAGCUUAGCUGGCCAUGGAUCUCGUGGAGGAGCUCCUAAGCUGGCCCGAGUGGAGAUAGCAGGCGAGCAUGCUGUUGAGCAGUCUGGUGAAGCCGAGGAGCAAAAGCCUGGCAUAGUUGAGGUGCAACCUGAGACUGGGCGAGGCUGGGAAAUUACUGGCAAGGGUCGGGGCGCAAAUCCGAGGGAUGGAUCCGCCCCAGACCCCAAGCUUCCCAGCACAUCUGCAUCUUCUCAGACGCCGAGUCCCACUGUGGCAGCGGUAUUUGGAGAGGCGGACGCUGGUAAAGGCAAAGUAGGUGCUUGGCUUGUGGUCAGAGCGGACACUACCGGCCGGACUGUCCGAUUGUCCCAGCAGAGCUCAGACAGGAAUUCUGAAGCCUCUAGUGCUUCGGGCGCCAAGGAAGCCUUGUUUGCUGAAGCAGCCAAGCUUUUGCAAGGUGUCACUGAAUUGCACGUUAACGAGUAUGGGACCUUGCUUAGCCCUGUUGAUUGCCAGCUCAUAUUGAGUGUGUUUCCUGGGAUCUCGGAUUGGGUUCUAGAGAGGUUAUGCUUAGUGUAUAUGGUGGCGCAGGCAGCUGCUGAGAACACUGCUUGUGAAGUUACCGAGCCGCGUGAGCCUGCUGGUGAGGGCGAGUCAGGGUCCGGAGAGCCUCCUCAGGGUCUUGAUGAUCCUCAUGAAAUAGCCUUGUGGGCUUUACGGAGGGCCGCUGUCAAGCUUCAGAUGUCGGUUGAGCCGGAGUUGAGUGACCUAAAAGGGGGGCCCCGAGCUGCAGAGAGUCCGCCUGUAUGCAAAGGUGGUCAGACAGAGAGGGCUGUCUUCUUUGUCUUAGAGGGGUCCUUUGAUGGGUUGACUAGGCCUGAAGAAGUGGAAGGGCUCCGUGAGGCAUAUGGGUUGUACCGGGUAUCUUUUGAUCAGGGAUGUCUGGGAAAUUUGGCGCGGGAUUCCACUGUCCUUGUGACCUCUUCGUGGGAUGUGUUCGAGAGCCUACAUGCCCUGCGGGUUCCGGAACAUAUUCAAAUGCCUGAGUCUUCGAGGAUCAAUGGGAGUCGCCAGCGGAGUCAUUGGCGAUCUCGGAUCACCACCUUGUACUCUUUGAGUGUCGACAUUGCUGGACCGUUCAAGGAUGGUCGCAGUUUUGACUCGAUUGCGUCUGGCAGGGAUCGUGGACGUGGCUAUAAGUACUUCAUUGCUGCAGCGUACUCGAUACCCUUGAGUCCCGAGUUGCGACCUGAUUUGAGUCCUCCUGAUGAUCUAGCUGAGUAUUGUCCUUCUGAGUGUGAGCAAGAAGCUGCAGGGGUAGGACCUAUAGCCGAUGAGGCGUCUGAGGAUUGCUCUGAGUGGCUGGACGGGGUACAUGAGCAGCUCCUGGCCCUGAUUUACCGGGGAACGCUGCAGACGGGGCAGAAGAGGUUGGAGUCGUUUGGGUACCCUGUUCACCGCUACUUCGCAGACCGUGCUAAAGAGCUGAGGAGCCAUGCUUUGAUUCAGUGGCUUCGAGAACGCGGCAUUCGUGCCUCAUUUACCGCAGGAGAGGAUCCUGCUGGAAAUAAGGCAGAGGUCAGUGUCCAGCGGUUGAAGCAAGAUGCCAGGAAACUCCUUCGCGUUGCCGAUCUGCCAAUCGAGUUUUGGCCAUUUGCUAUUCUUCAUGCUUCGCAAAGACACUUUGUGCAAAUGGCUGAGGCUUUGGGUGUGGGACAGGCUGUCCUUUUACCGUUUGGGGUAUGGUUGCAUGCGCGAAAGCGUUUGAAGUCGGGUCAUAAGAAGCAUUGGGAGACACGAACUGUUCCGGGCAAGUACCUGGGGGUUGCAACUGAUUGUGCUGGUGGGCACCUGGUGUUAAUCCAGGAUGGGUCCGAGCAGCGUGUUUUGCUAACCAACACUGUCUACCCUGUUGAUCCUUUGACAGUUGAUGGUACGACCGUGAAGCUUCUCUUUGGAGAUUCUGGUGUUUGGCUGGGAAAUAAGCUUGAGACUGGUGACUACAGCACGGUUGAGGCAUUAGAGGAUAGGUGGGUGAUUGCUGCCUAUGCUCCUCGGGGUACAUGGAAGAUUCUGAACGAAUACGCUCGUGAGCUUGAGAGCUUGGGGUUCGAUUCUAAAGGGUUGGAUCACCUUUUCGCUGCAGAGCGUGCUUCGAUUUCAAAGUUUAAUGCUGAGGGUGAUGAGGACUUGACCUCUGAGGGGCUUUGGGAAGUUGAGUUUCCUUGUGAAGUGUUGAAGCCUGGUUGGCGUGAGCACGUUUUAAGAAAUCACCUGUCCUCAGCUUUGGCGUGUAAAGCCCUUGUGAAGGAGCUUAGCUGUUUUGGAAAUGAUGAUGUAGGCUACGAAUUGAUUCGGACCUUGAAGUCGGUUGAAUGCCAGCGCGAGUGGUAUGAGGGACUUCUGUGGGAUGACUUUGUCAGGAAUUCUGGGAGUAUGUUAAAGGCUUUGAAUCAGGAUGUUCCUCUGAACCCGGAAGACCAAACCAGCCCUGCCGAAGCUUUUCUCCAAACGAGGACAGUAAGCUUAGCUGAGGCAAAGGGUGAAUUGGUGCUAUGGAUACCUUCGGCUACUGAGGAAGUUGUCUCUUUGGAACAAACGAAUGAGGCUGUUGAGCGCAUUGUCGUGUCGGACAUUGAGCGGUUGAUUCAAGAAGGAAAAAGGGUAACCCAGGUUCCAGGAAAGGCAGUCCUAACCAGGAAGGCUGGUGUUGGGAAACGCCGAUUCAGGUGUGUCGCGUGUGGGAACUACAUCCCCACUGGCUCUCCUGAUUCCAACAACCUUUAUGCGAGUGGCGUUGAAAGCUUGACUGUCAGAACGGCAUUAGGUUUUGCUGCUUACCGUGGUUGGGCAGCUUUGAGCGCCGACAUAAGGACGGCCUUCCUUCACGCGCCGUUGGACGGCGAGCUUGAGUCCGAAGAAAUUAUCAUUGUCAGGCCUCCAUCUAUUCUUGUAGACAUGAAAAUUCUUUCCCCGAAUCAUCGAUGGCGCGUGCGUAAAGCACUGUAUGGGUUACGACAAGCUCCCUUGGCUUGGGCCCGGUUCCGAGAUAAGUCAUUGCGGGUGCUGACCUUUCAGUGUGACGGUGCAUGGUAUGCCUUGCAGCAGGGUGUCAGUGAUGAUUCGCUUUGGUUCAUCACUAAAAGCGAGAUUGCCGAGGAUGACACUGAGCGUUGGCAUGGUAUCUUGAUCAUUUACGUUGACGAUCUUUUGGGUUUCGCUUCAUCGGUGAUCCUUAGUGCCCUUUUCGAUGAAAUACAGAAGCUGUGGAAGCUUUCGGAACCCGAGUGGAUUCGGGAGGAGGCUGCCACUAAGUUCUGUGGGUUGGAAAUCCAGGCCCUACAACGAGGAGGGUAUCGCAUAUCGCAGGUUUCCUAUUUGCAGGAGCUUUUUGCAAGAUACGACGUCACAAGCAGUGCAAGUGCGCCCUUGAGUAAUUGGACUGAUCCGGAAAAUGAGCAACAGGUGCAGUUGGAGACUGUCCGGAAGGCGCAAGCCCUGACAGGUGCUUUGCUUUGGGCUUCGUCGAAAACCAGACCCGAUAUUGCUUUUGCUGUCAGUAAACUUGGGCAAUAUGCUGUGAAGGCGCCAAGCAUUGUGAUUGAGAGCGGGCAUCAAAUCCUGCGCUACUUGUAUGGUACGGCGGACCUGUGGCUGGAAUACCAGAAGCCAAGCGACAAUUCCUGGCUUGACGCUCCGGUUCCUCGAACUUUAAAUACUCUGGAGUUGUACACCGACGCUUCCCAUGCAGAGCUAGUUGCAGUCACCGCCGGAAUAGUUGCUGCAGAAUCAAUUGGGGGCAUCAUUGAGGAAAUGAUCGAGUCCGACAUCACGGUCGUUUGCUGUUGGAAGUCUCGGGUGGCGUAA